AUGCAGAAAUUAAUACAGUUAUCUAAGCAAGUGUGUAAAACAGGUUUCAAGAAUAUCGGCUCGCCCAAAUCGCAAGCCAUGAGUCACGGAGUCACGGAUAUAAGUGAAUUGGUCGUUCGCGCACUAUCUUCCAUAUUGGAAUAUGAAAUCCUUACGCGCCACGCGACUGUGGCUUUUAUUGCCCGAGUUUUCCUGAAAAGAGUUGCUGAUAUCUACCCUCUUGAUAAAUAG
Arctia plantaginis is the source of this 231-nucleotide messenger RNA. Lineage: Eukaryota; Metazoa; Arthropoda; Insecta; Lepidoptera; Erebidae. The record is from the annotation of a GenBank genome assembly.